Aspergillus viridinutans is the source of this 792-nucleotide messenger RNA. RefSeq names its product putative alkaline lipase. The coding region runs from base 1 to 792 and encodes 263 amino acids. NCBI's taxonomy places the organism in Eukaryota, Fungi, Ascomycota, Eurotiomycetes, Eurotiales, Aspergillaceae. The record is from RefSeq and is a predicted model, not a curated record. The transcript has 5 exons. Gene Ontology annotation, biological process: lipid metabolic process.
AUGCUUUCCAAGGGUUUCGUUAUCAUUGCAGGACUCUCCUUGGCGUCCUUUGUGUGCGCUGCACCCCUGCUGGAAUCUCGGGCUACCUCCGGCUGCGUGGGCUCUGCUUUCGAUGUCGCCAUCACCAAGCAGAUCUAUGAUCUGGCAACCGAUACCCAGGGUUAUAUCGGCUACUCUACCACGAAGAAGACCAUCGCGGUCGUCAUGAGAGGGUCGACCACGGCCACGGAUCUCCUCAACGAUGUCGACACCACCCAGGUCACCCCGACCUUGGCUGGCGUCAGCUUCCCCUCCGGCGUCACGAUCAUGAACGGCGUGUACGGACCCUGGGCCGCCGUCCACGACGAAGUCAUCGCCGAGGUCCAGAGCCUGAUUGCCCAGUAUCCGGGCUAUACCCUCGAGUCCACGGGACACUCGCUCGGCGGCGCACUGACAUACAUGUCUUAUAUUGCUUUGGCGCAGAAUUUCCCAACCAAGCCGAUCAGAAGCAAUGCCCUCGCGGCAUUUCCGAUUGGCAACCAGGCAUUCGUCGACUUUGGCACUGCGCAGAACGGGACGCUUAUCCGGGGAAAUAAUGCGAAUGAUGGUGUUCCUAACAUGUAUGUGACGGCGCCGUAUAACUUUGUUCAUUAUGGAAUUGAGUACUACAGCUACGGUACUUCAGGCACUACCCUCAAAUGCUCGGGCGAGAGGGAUCUGCAAUGCUCCGCUGGUAAUGGCAUGGUAGGCGUGACAGCAGGUCAUUUCAGCAGCUUCGGGGUCACACUUGGAUCCGCAGGCUGCGGACCCUAG